GUUUAUCUACACCGGAACCGGAAGUGUUUAUGUAACGUUUUGGACUUCAGCCGUUAACCAGCUGUACCGCCCGUUAAAGUUAGUAUUUUCUCUCUUUGCAACGAGCGUUUAAUUGAAUGAACGCCAACCGCAUAUUUUAAAGCCACAAACAGAAGGAUUGUAUUUCCCGGGAUAACGUUAGCUAACGUUUAACGUCUCUUCAGGCAUUGUUUGUGCAUAGAUUCCAACGUCAUCAAGCUUGGACGUGUAAAAUACAGCCGACGAUACGAAAUCGAGGAAUGUUCAAAGUGAUGUCGGCUCCGAGUGAGUGAUCGUCGCGCGCCGGGAGUGGACGACGUGAUGAUGUCUGAGUUUAGGGUCAACGUGCAUGAACCGGAAGUGGGGAAGAACGGUGACCAGGGCGGACCGUCUCCUGACCCCGUGAAAUCUCCCGGUAUUGAAGCUUCUGUACCCGACCUGCGAGGUCUUCCGCCUGCUGGUCUCCCAUCAUCUGCAGACAUUAGCCCCUCUGCUGAGGCCAGUGGCUUGUUGUCGUUGCCAUGGGAAAUGGUCACGCAAAUUGCCUCACACCUUCCUGCUCAGUGUGUCAUCACUGUGCUGCCAAAGGUCUGUCAUGCAUUGGGUAAUGUGGGUAAGGACAUCACUGCUUGGCAGCUUCGGGCACACAGACUGAUAGGAUCAAGAAUUGGUUUCCCAGUUGGGCCCAAGGAGAACUUUGACUGGCCGUCUGCUUGCCUGGAGAUGGAGCAGCUCAUAACCUGCUGGACAGGCCAAGCGCAAGUUGUUGCCAUACAGACCAAAGAGGAUGAGGAGGCAAGGGAAAAAGUGAGACUGCAGGAAAGGGCGGGGCUUUACGAGGAGCCCCUUGCAGGGGGACAGGAAGAUGGUAGAGAGGGUGGGGUAGAACGGGUGGGAGUGGUAGCGCAGGAGGCUGCGAAUGGCGCCGACGAAGGAAUGGAUUUGGCAAUGGAAGGUGAGGAUGACGACACGCAGCCUAAUGUAGGCGGGGACCAACUGGCAAGAUUAAGAGAGGGGUUGGAAGGAAGAGGGAUUGAUGAUGCAGAUGCCCUAAUGGAAGAAGAAAGGGACCACAUGAUGGUAUUUGGGGCUAAUGAAGGGCAAGAUGGUGCUGUACAUCACCAAGCAAACCCCAGGAAUAGGGGAAAUGCAAGACAAUUAGAAAUGGAGGAACGUCAACCCCUCAGAAGCCCGAGCCCGACCCCAGCGCUGGAGUGCAUCACCCUUCCUUCAGACCACAUUGCCCCGGUCAACUCGGUCCUCCUCGUUGGUGGAGAGGGGGCAGUUUGUGCCACAGGCUCUCGAGACUGGAACGUCAAACUGUGGGAUCUACAGACGAGCGCUGGCGGCACACUGCUGCACACGUUGGGAGGACGGGGGGACUUCAGCACUCAUCGGGGCUGGGUCUGGUGCCUGGCAUCUCAGGGCCCGCUGUUGGCUUCGGGGGGCUUCGACAGCACGGUGAGGCUGUGGGACCUACAGGCUGGUGGGGCCGAGAGAGGCCUGAUCAAGUCCGGGGCCGCCGUCCACUGCUUGUCCUUUCAGACCGACGUAUUGCUGGCUGGAACGUUUGACCGAAGGAUCAGCAUGUAUGACACCAGAGCUGCUGAACCCCUGGUGAAAAGCCUCCGUCUCCACGGUAACGCCGUAAUGUGCCUCGCUGCGGAUGACAAGUACAUCAUCUCUGGGAGUAAAGACUGCACCGUGGUGGUCUACGACCGGAGGGCAGCCAAGGGCUUGAAGAAAAUCCGGCUGAGCUCAUAUCUGCUGUCUAUGAGCUACAGUGGUUCUGAAGUGUGGGGGGGAGACAACAGCGGCAUGCUCCACUCCUUUUCAAUGCAGGCGGGGACUUUGAAGCCUCUGUCCCAGUUUGACGUGGGACACACGGCUCUGGUCACCGGCAUCCACCGGUCCGCUGGAAGCCUCUACACCGGCUCGUCCGACCGCACUGUCAAGGUACAUAUCCCUUGUGCUCCUCCGAGGACACUUUGCACGCUGCGUCACCUUGCAGGAGUUAAUGGGCUGAGUGUGGAGGCUGGAGUCCUUGCCGUAGCUCCAGGGGACGUGAACGUGGAUAUCUGGCGGCCCAGAAAAUGAAAGACCAAGACCUGAAGCAUUUGGAAGUACAAAAAAAAACACUUUGCAGGCUGUCCAACUGCAAAAAGACACAGUUGAGUCUUAUGUGUUACAACUGGACAAAAAACUGCUUUUAUUUUCUGCACUAACAAACCAUUGCAUCUGUAAAAAUCCUUAUUAUAUUUAGGUUGUGAUGUUGCAAAAUUCCUGAUAGAGGUGAAGCGCUAAGAUUCAGGUCUCCUGUGAAGGCUCAGCAAAAAGCCCUCAAGCCUUUUGUUUUUUUUAAUACCAUGUUAGAUCGUGUUAAGAUAUUCCUUUACAAACAUAAAGAACCCAUAAUUAAACACAGUAAAUGUGUUUAGCGGAAACUUUCUCUCAUAUCAAGAUACAGGUUUGAAAACGUUUGUUCCUUCUCUUUUAAUUGUCCAAACAGUGUGGAAAAUAGUUUACAGCAAUUACAUGCUUGCAAAUUCACUGACAUUGGCUACUGACAUUGUACUUAAGGCAUUACUUACUUUAUGUAGUAAAAUACUUGUAUCUGAACCCUGUGUGGCACACCAAUUGUAACUAAAGCUGUUUAUUUGAACACA
Pungitius pungitius (ninespine stickleback) is the source of this 2684-nucleotide messenger RNA. RefSeq names its product F-box and WD repeat domain containing 9 (gene fbxw9). Lineage: Eukaryota; Metazoa; Chordata; Actinopteri; Perciformes; Gasterosteidae. Gene Ontology annotation, molecular function: protein binding. The transcript is spliced from 8 exons. The coding region runs from base 340 to 2115 and encodes 591 amino acids. The record is from RefSeq and is a predicted model, not a curated record.